Leptosia nina is the source of this 7095-nucleotide messenger RNA. Lineage: Eukaryota; Metazoa; Arthropoda; Insecta; Lepidoptera; Pieridae. The record is from the annotation of a GenBank genome assembly.
AUGGCGAUUGGGCUCAUGACAGAUGAUCCAAAGAUGGCGGAGGUAGAUCCAGAGACGUUGUUGGAAUGGCUGUUGACUGGCCAAGGCGAUGAGCGAGAUAUGCAGCUCAUUGCCUUGGAACAGCUCUGCAUGCUACUACUUAUGUCAGACAAUGUGGACAGGUGUUUUGAAAGCUGUCCUCCUAGAACAUUUCUUCCAGCUCUGUGCAAAAUAUUUCUAGAUGAAUAUGCACCAGAUAAUGUAUUGGAAGUAACUGCUAGAGCGAUCACUUACUACUUGGAUGUUUCAGCUGAAUGUACUAGAAGAAUAGUAGCCAUAGAAGGUGCAGUAAAGGCUAUUUGUAGCCGUUUGUUAACUGUAGAUCCUAAUAAUAGAACAAGUAAGGAUCUUGCCGAACAAUGUAUAAAGGUGUUAGAAUUAGUAUGCACCCGUGAGCCUGGCGCAGUCUGGGAAGGGGGAGGUUUACCAGCUGUAUUACACUUUAUAACUCAUUAUGGAACUUCUGUGCAUAAGGAUACACUUCACUCAGCCAUGGCUGUUGUUUCAAGAGUCUGUGGUAAAAUGGAACCCGGUGACGCUCGUGUUGGUGACGCCGUCAGUUCGUUAUCCUCGCUGCUUCGGCAUAGCGAUACCCGCGUUGCUGAUGCGGCCUUACGGUGCUUCGCAUCUCUAGCUGAUCGAUUUGCAAGGGCUCACGCCGAUCCAGCACCGCUUGCUGAACAUGGUCUUAUUCAAGAAUUAGUACACCGCCUGGGUAGUACUGAAAACAGUGAUGACAAAUGCUCUGUGCCGUCUGUUUCUACCACAGUUAGCUUACUAACGACCCUAUGUCGGGGCUCUGAACAAAUUACUCAUGAUUUGGUUCGUUUAGACUUAUGCGCGGCUAUUGAAGCCGCAGUACAAUCAGAUGAACGCUGGAGUUUAGAAUGCAUGCGUUUAGUGGACUUAUUGCUCGUUCUUCUUUGUGAGGGACGUCAAGCUAUACAAACGGGCUUAAACCGUAACGGAUCAGCAGCAGCCAGCACUAGUUCUUCGGUAGUGGGCUCGUCGAAUGUAACAGCGAGCGGGGAGGGCUCAGUAAGGGACAAAUCUCACAGGCAACUCAUUGAUUGCAUCCGGGGAAAAGAUACAGAUGCCCUUAUGUCAGCGGUUAACAGUGGCGCCGUAGAUGUCAACUUCACGGAUGAUGUGGGCCAGACCUUACUAAACUGGGCAGCUGCAUUCGGUACAAGAGAAAUGGUGGAGUUUUUGUGUGAGAAAGGUGCGGACGUAAACCGUGGACAGCGUAGCUCGUCCCUCCACUAUGCGGCUUGCUUCGGCCGACCAGCGAUCGCCAAAGUUCUACUCAGAUAUGGCGCAAACGCCGAUCUCAGGGAUGAAGACGGUAAAACGCCCCUUGACAAAGCGAGAGAAAGGCACGAUCAAGGUAAACGGACCGGCCAUCGUGAAGUGGCUGCGAUAUUGCAAUGUCCCGGGGAAUGGCUUGUAGUCAGUAAUCAGGAUUCACCCGCUUCUUCAAACGAUGAAGAUUUUCCGGACACUGGUGAUAAGGAAAUGGCAUCGAUAUACCUUGAACGACUUGUACCAGUCUUCUGUUCGCGUUAUAUAGGGGCAGGUGGUGCUGGUGUAAAGCGAGCAUGUUUGUCACUAGUACGCAAAAUGGUUCACUAUGCGCCCGCGCAGCGUUUACGCUCCCUUUCAGUUCCUCGCACCGCCUCGCUCGUAACUAGGCUAAUCGCUCGCGUACUUGACACACAGGACGAUGAUGACGGACAUUUAACUGUGUUAGCUAUAGCUGAAGAACUAAUGGUGAAAGCUGCUGACAUUUACCUAGAGCAGUUUGCUAGAUUGGGUGUUUUCAGCAAAGUUGAAGCAUUGGCUGCUGCCCAUCCAGCACCACGUCCCGUUGAAAGUACCACUGUCAUAGCAUCAGGUUCGUCGACUGAAUCUCCUGGAGAAGACGCAUCUAGCUUAGCAAGUGGCACUGCCUAUUCUUGGGGCGAGUGGUUUUUGUGUCGCGGACGCGAUGCCCUAUACGUUUGGAGUGAUGUAGCAGCCCUUGAACUAAGUACCGGCUCUAACGGCUGGUUCCGCUUCUUGCUAGAUGGCAAACUGGCUACCAUGUACUCAAGUGGCAGUCCAGAACAUCAGACAGAUAAUACUGAAAAUCGUGGUGAAUUCAUCGACAAACUGCAAAGGGCAAGAGCCUCCGUGAAGAACUCGGUUCCACAACCGAUACUAUCUAAGCCAGGCAAUACGAAGUUAAUUCUUGGAAACUGGGUGCUUUCAUGCAAAAAGGAGAAAGAACUUCACAUCCACAAUACAGAUGGACAACAACAAACGACAAUAUUACGGGAAGAUCUACCUGGUUUCAUAUUUGAAUCUAAUAGAGGGACUAAGCACUCCUUUACGGCUGAAACAUUUUUGGGUCCAGACUUAGCUACUGGCUGGGUGGAUCGUAGGCUAACUACGACGAGUAACGGAAACGUAACUCAACGAAGCCGGCUCUCCGCUAAGGCUGAGGCACAAAAAGCACAGGUCGGAGAAAGAGCCCGUGCGUUAUACACCCGCCAUCUUGCUAGCGCCGCUUGUAGACAACCACGGGCACCUGUUGCUAGAUUGCGGGCUCUACUGGCUUUGCUUCACAAAAUUGCUUCUGAACCUACCGGUGAUUGGAAGAAGGAAUUGAAGGAAACAAUCAAUCAUUUAACGGAGUUGUUAUGUGGAGAAGAGUUGCUGUCAGCGUAUGAAUUGGAGUCAUCUGGAUUAGCACCCGCUCUCCUACAAGUACUUUCGCCCCAACCUAAUGAUUCUCCGGGUCAACUAGCAGAGCGUGAACGAAUUAUACGAGAAUGGCUGAUGGAAGGCGAAACCGGCGGUACUGUGGCUUCACGACUGGUGGCUGUUUUGGAGAGUGUGGAGAGGUUGCCGGUACUUGCGCCUGCGCCGGAUGCGCCGCCCGCUCAUCCAGCCGCUUUACACCAUCUUACUAAACGCAUUAGGUUGCGCGUAGAACGUGCAAGCGAAGAUACUUCCGACGAUUCGACAUCAAACAACAGCAGUAGGAAUUUGAGAGUGGAAGCGCUAACUACAGUGCGUCAAUUGGAACGCUUCCUUGCUAAGUCGGUGGCUCGCCAGUGGUACGAUAUGGAAAGGGCCACCUACAAUUUCGUACAGAAAAUCAAAUCGGAAGCACCAAUUUCAUUUACAUACGAUCAUGAUUUUGAUGACAACGGCUUAUUCUAUUUCAUCGGAAGUAACGCUGGUACAAGCGAGUGGGUCAACCCAGGUGCACAUGGUCUAGUCAGUGUAUGGUCAUCAGAUGGACGUCAGCUACCAUACGGACGCGCUGAAGACGUUCUCUCAAGGUCACCUGAACCCUUAAACGUUCAUACCAAUGACGAUAGACGUGCCUUCAUAGCAGUCGACUUGGGACUCAAUGUGGUUCCGUCUGCGUAUACUUUGAGACACGCCCGGGGUUACGGCAGAUCUGCUCUCAGGAAUUGGCUUUUCCAGAUGUCAGCGGAUGGUGUUACUUGGAGUACUCUUGUAUCACACACUGACGAACAAGCACUGCAAGAGCCUGGAAGCACAGCGACGUGGCGAGUGCGCGCUGAUGUACCCUAUCGUUACAUGCGUAUACAACAGAACGGGAAAAAUUCUUCAGGCCAAAGUCAUUAUCUCUCGCUCUCGGGUCUUGAAAUCUAUGGGAAGGUAACGAGCGUAUUUGAUACGGUCCCCCGUCAAGUAGGCGGACCGACGUGUGUAAGCGGCGCUGUGACGUCAGCGAGUACUGGGAGUGGAGGUAGCACGGGCCGUGCGCGUCGCGUGUCGCGGAACGCGCGAGGAAUAUGCGUAGGCGCACGCGUCGCACGCGGUCCGGAUUGGAAAUGGCGCGACCAAGACGGUGCGCAACCCGCUAUGGGGACGGUGACGUCAGAUCUACACAACGGAUGGGUGGAUGUCAGGUGGGAUCAUGGCGGUCGAAACUCGUACCGCAUGGGCGCAGAAGGAAAGUUCGAUUUGAAAUUGAUUGGAAGCUAUGAACACAACACGAAUUCGCGUUCUCGUAAGAGCCAUUCCACGCCUAGUCUACCUGACGCUACGAAUAAUGAUAACCAGGUUUCCGUAGCUUCGACUGAGCAAGCAUCGUCGGCAGACAAUAUUUCAGGCGAGGAAAUGGCGACCAACAUGACACGCCCCCGCAUGCACGCAACUGACCUCUCGGCCAUCAAUAACUCUACCCACCAUAUAAACACAGAUCUCGCGACAAUCGUAGAGUCACUAACCCUCGGAGCAGAAGGCAACAAUUGUAUGGCGGAUUUGGCGAAUACUUCGUUAACCAACAUGGAGAUGGGACCCACCAGUAUUACUGAUAUUACGAAACCUUACCCAGCUAAAGAGCCCGCCCCGGAGUCUAACAGUCAGGAGUGCGAGGAGAAUGAGAAUAGCGAGGGUCAGUACGUAGAGCACAAAAACGAUGGACAAGCAGGCAGCGGUACUAUGAGUGCCAGCGAACCAGAUCUGACGCAGCAGGGUGCGGCGCGGUUACUAGAAUCUCUUGGUGUGGGUCGGAUGACGAGCGGGUCUCGGAACAACUCUAACCAGCAGAGAUCUAAUCGUAACAAUCCCAGCUCUCUGUUCCCUAGCUUAGUACGCCUAGCGCUGUCCAGUAACUUUCCGGGCGGUCUUUUGUCUGCCGCGCAAAGCUAUCCGUCCCUUGCACCGAACGCCCAGAAUGCUCUCACGUUAUCGCUGACCUCUACGUCCAGUGAAAGUGAACAGGUCUCAUUAGAAGACUUCCUAGAGUCGUGUCGUGCGCCGGCUCUCCUCACAGAGUUGGACGACGAUGAUGAGGGUGACGACGCACUUGAUAGUGACAAAGAAAAUGAACCCACAUACCAGGAUCUACCGCGCGUUGCUUAUGUAUCUCGUAAUCUAUUAUCUUUGAUGGAGGAGGAGGCGUUAGAAGCAGUUCAUGGCGGCGCUAGUGGUCGCAAUGGAGCCCCGGCAUGGCGUGCGCGGAAGCCUUGGGAUGACGAUUUUGUUCUCAAGCGUCAAUUCUCAGCGUUGAUACCCGCUUUUGACCCAAGACCCGGGCGCACUAAUCUCAACCAGACUGUUGAUCUCGAUAUACCCCUGAACGAAGAAUCCGAAUCGGAAGAAGCCGAUGAACCCACAGCCAGCGGCAGUGAUGCGACACUCACGGAGAACACAAACGUAACUAGCUCGCGACUGCCUGCCUUAAAGCUGGUCCUUAAUUCAGCUGGUGUAUCACUACCGUUGGAUAGGCCAUCGUGGACGCUUUACCGAGCCGUGCUUGCCCUAAAUGCCAAACUGCCAGCGCAUGAUUCGCACAGAGAUACAACGUACACGUUGACUUACAAGGAGGUAGAGAGUGCGGACACGUUGACUCCAACAAGUAAUAGCGAAGAGGACGAGCCUGAAGACCCAGUGGAGCGUGGUGUCUUGGGAUCCGAGGGCGACAGUGAUAAGGGCGCGAUGGUGACCUGCUGUGUUCGCGUGCUACGACGUCUACGAGCCACUGUACCUUCCUUGUCACCUGAAGCACUCCUUUCUACCAAGCUGACUAACAAACUGCACCACCAGCUACAGGAGCCUCUUACACUAGCAGCAGCAGCUGCGCCUAGAUGGUGUCAACAGUUAAAUGAUUGGUGUCCGUUCCUGUUUCCAUUGGAAACUAGACAGAUGUUCUUCGCUUGCACUGCAUUUGGCACUUCCAGGACGAUAGUCUGGUUACAAGCGCAGCGGGAUCGAGCCUUAGACAGACAGAGAGCUGGUAACACGGUAUCUCCAAGACGAGCGGAUCUAGAAGCGUCAGAGUUUCGUAUGGGCAGAUUGAGGCACGAGCGAGUCAGAAUACCACGUGAUCCACACUUGCUACGGUCAGCCAUGCAAGUGAUGCGUGUACACGCGGGUCGGAAGUCCGUGCUCGAGGUAGAAUUCGCCGGUGAGGAGGGCACAGGGCUCGGUCCAACUUUAGAGUUCUACGCGCUUGUCGCGGCAGAAUUACAGCGAGCUGACCUAAACAUGUGGCUGAACGAUGCGCACACGCAAGAAAGCAGCACACCGCAUAUAACGCUGCCAGAUGUAGAAAAACCAUUGGGUUACUACGUGUCGUGCGCUGGUGGCCUGUUCCCAGCGCCGUUGCCUCAAGACUCAACUAUCUGUGAUAAAGUUUGCAAAUAUUUCUGGUUCCUAGGAGUAUUUUUAGCUAAGGUUUUACAAGACGGGCGACUAGUCGAUUUACCUUUAUCUGAGCCUUUCUUGCGAAUAAUGUGCGGCGAAGAGCUCGCGACUGAUCUCUUGGAGGAAGUUGAUCCAAUUAGAUAUAGGUUCCUUAUUAGUGUAUUAGCCGCGGCGGAUAUAUACGACGCGAUAAUGAGAGAUACAACACUAAAUGAGGAGCAGCGUGAAAGCCGUACGAAAGAGUUAUCGGUAGAUGGCGCCACGUUUGAGCAACUCUCUCUUACUAUGACUUAUGUAGCAGCCAACACGGACAGUUCGGUAGCCAUACAGCCAUUGUGUGAGGGAGGUGAACAUAUCGAGGUUGGACCGCACAAUGCCCGCGAGUACGCUCUCUCUAGCGCCCGCUGGAUGGUGUCUGACGGUGUGAGACGUCAAACGGACGAAUUUCGACGCGGCUUCGGCGCUGUGUUCCCCCCUCGACGGUUACGUGCCUUUUCACCAUCCGAACUGCGGCUUCUCGUGUGCGGGGAGCGUGGCCCUGUCUGGACUAGAGAUCAUUUGCUGCAGUACACAGAGCCCAAACUUGGAUAUACCCGUGACAGUCCGGGCUUCUUACGGCUCGUGGAAGUGCUGGUGGAGAUGUCUUGUCGGGAGCGCAAGGCUUUCCUACAAUUUGCGACUGGCUGUAGCAGUCUGCCGCCUGGUGGUCUGGCUAAUUUGCAUCCUCGACUCACUGUAGUGCGCAAGGUGGACGCGGGCGAUGGUUCCUAUCCCUCUGUGAACACAUGCGUACACUAUCUCAAGCUACCCGAGUACUCGUGUAAAGAAGUUCUACGCGAAAGACUUCUAGCAGCGACUAACGAGCGAGGCUUCCAUCUCAACUAG